Messenger RNA from Aureococcus anophagefferens, 714 nucleotides. RefSeq lists its product as hypothetical. The record is from RefSeq and is a predicted model, not a curated record. Lineage: Eukaryota; Pelagophyceae; Pelagomonadales; Pelagomonadaceae. The transcript has a single exon. Bases 1 to 714 code for a protein of 237 amino acids.
AUGGCGCCGGGCGGCCACCCGAUGCACCGCGCGAACGCGACGGCGCGCGCGGCGUUCAAGGCGAGCCUGCCGACGAUCCGCGACUACGCCGAGUCGCCGGGCAUCCCGUCCUGCGCGUGCAAGAUGGUGCUCGGGCGGCCCUGCGGCGGCGCCGCGCGGCUCACGGCCGCGGACGCCGCGGAGGCCGUGCGCCGCGUCACCGAGGACUUCCUCUUCGUCGGCUCCCAGGACCACUUCCGCGCGUCCGUCGCGCUCGCGCACGCGAUGCUCGCGCCGGGCCUGCCGCCGGACUACGCGAAGCAGGUCGAGACGACGUCCGCGCGCCACGGCUACACGCGGGCCGACCGGGACGCCGCCGUCGCGAACCUCACGGGCUACGUCGACGCCUGCGACGAGGCGCUCUACGCCGCGGGCCUCGCGCUCUUCGAGGCACGCUGCGCCAAAUACGGCGUCCCCGUGGACGGCAACGCGCACGAGUCCUGGAAGGGCGAGCGGCCGCCGGAGGCGCGCGAGACCGACGCCGCGCGCCUCGAGCGCCGCUCCGCGAAGCGCGCGCGCGCCGAGGCCCGGGAGCGGCUCAAGCGGGACGCGGCCGGCGCGCGCGGCGGCAGCAGCGUGUGGACGCGGACCGCGCCCGGCUUCGAGCGGCGGGACCACUGCGCGCGCGGCGCGGCCUGGAUCCGCGAGGAGUGCAAGAGGGACGCCGCGGCCUAG